AUGCACACCUCUGAAGUCAGGAAACGGCAAAUGCGGGACGUUAAUCCAGACAGCGCAGGUGCACCCAUGAACUCGCCCAAAGAUGGAGCCCGGACCGUGACGUACACCGAGACUCUUGAGUGGCAGCGGGACAACAUACACAUUCGUCGCGGCUAUCGACCUGCCAAAGCAGAUUACCGGGAAGUUCUCAUCAGCUUAACUUUCCUCCACAACGAGACGUGCAAUGUGUAUUCUCAUCUCCUCGGAGCCGUACUCCUGCCUCUGCUCGCGGCCGCCUUCCUGCGAAUCCUCUCUGCUCCUCGUUUCGUUGGCGUAUCGAGAAUGGAUUAUCUCAUGUUCGGGACAUUCUUUUGUUGUGCAGAAGUUUGUCUGAUCUUUAGCACUCUCUACCAUUUACUCGGCUCUCACUCUCACGGCGUGGAACAGUUUUGGCUCCGGAUGGAUCUACUUGGCAUUAUCAUCGCGGUAGUUGGCACUUUCGUUCCGGGCAUCCGCUACGCUUUCAUCUGUGACACGGGCGUUCAGAAGCUGCAUUGGGCCAUCAUCAUCAGCUCGGGAUUUGCCACCGCUGUGAUGAUCUGUGUACCCAAAUUUAGGCGCUGGCGCACGGCAAGGACAUGUGCAUACCUGGCGCUUGGCGCUUCAUCCUUCAUCCCUAUUCUACACGGAGUUCAACUGUACGGCGUUGAGUACAUGAUGCGAUACUCCGGACUGAAAUGGUACUUGCUAGAGAUGGUUCCCUAUGGUCUUGGGGUCACCUUGUACGCGUUCCGAGUCCCAGAGCGCUUCGUACCGGGCUACUUCGAUUUUUGGGGAGCCUCACACCAGAUUUUUCAUGUUUCUAUACUAUUCGGUAUGUUCAUACAUGUAGUAGGUCUGAACGAAGCUUUCACAGCAUGUCACACCGUGGAUCUUUGUAAGAUCCAGGCCGCUCAUCGAGCAAAUUAG
This is a messenger RNA of Ramularia collo-cygni, 948 nucleotides long. Its product is annotated as related to membrane proteins, contain hemolysin III domain. Gene Ontology annotation, cellular component: membrane. Gene Ontology annotation, molecular function: signaling receptor activity. Lineage: Eukaryota; Fungi; Ascomycota; Dothideomycetes; Mycosphaerellales; Mycosphaerellaceae. The record is from RefSeq and is a predicted model, not a curated record. The transcript is spliced from 3 exons. The coding region runs from base 1 to 948 and encodes 315 amino acids.